Molecule: messenger RNA, 936 nt
Organism: Oncorhynchus tshawytscha (Chinook salmon)
Lineage: Eukaryota; Metazoa; Chordata; Actinopteri; Salmoniformes; Salmonidae
Product: putative gustatory receptor clone PTE01
Exons: 1
Coding region: 1-936 (311 amino acids)
Biological process (GO): G protein-coupled receptor signaling pathway
Cellular component (GO): membrane
Molecular function (GO): olfactory receptor activity; G protein-coupled receptor activity
Source: RefSeq, a predicted model, not a curated record
AUGGAGAACGAAUCUAUCAGCGUCAGCUAUAAGUUAACUCUGGACCCAUUUUUUAUUCCGCCUGGUGGAAAGUAUCCCAUCUUUUUCCUGGGCAUUGCUAUCUAUUCAUUUUGUGCGUUCUGCAACCUGACCUUACUGUCCGUCAUCGUCAUGCAAAGGAACCUUCACAAACCCAUGUAUUUUAUUCUCUUCAGUCUUCCUCUCAACGAUCUGAUAGGAAUCACUGCGAUGCUCCCAAAGGUGCUGUCAGACAUUGUGACUGAGACAAACACGGUCUUUUACCCCCUCUGUGUUAUUCAGGGGUUUCUGCUCCACAUGUACGGAGGCGCGGUUCUCUUUAUCCUUGCGGCUAUGGCCUUUGAUCGUUAUGUUGCCAUCUGCCAGCCGUUGAGGUACAGUACUAUAAUGACACCCAGGAAUGUGGCGGUCAUUAUUUUACUGGUUUGGGGUCUUGACCUCCUCUUGAUCCUACUGCUGUUCUCUCUGCAGAUAAAGCUUCCCCGGUGUAGAUCCUCCAUAAUGAAUGUGUUUUGUGAUAACCCCUCCCUUCUUAAACUCACCUGUGGUAAUACUACACUGAAUAAUGUCAUAGGACUGUUUAACACUGCAGUCAUGCAGGUUAUAAGUGUGUCCAUUCAGAUUUUUUCCUAUGUGAAGAUUCUGAUCACUUGCUUGGUUACAAGAAAGUCUGACGCUAAGAGUAAGGCUUUGAACACCUGUGUGGCACAGUUGGUCAUAUUCUUCAUAUUUGAGGUUGUAGGAACCUUCACAAUUUUAUCACACAGAUUCAAGAUUGUCUCAGCUGACUUGCAAAAGAUUAUGGGCAUGCUCAUCUUUCUAGUAUCUCCACUUAUGAAUCCAAUUGUAUACGGGCUGAAUGCAAGUGAAAUACGAAUCACCCUACUGAAAGUAUUUCUCAACAAAGUAUCAGUCUGA